AUGCACUCCUUCUUUCAGCCCGAGUCCAGGGCCGAUUCAGAUCCCUUCCAUGCCAUCCCGUCUGCCCCCGCCCCUCCACAACCCACAAUGAACUUUCAACAGUCGAACAUGCAAGUCAGCAUGGACGUCCUAGAGAGCCUCAUGAACAUGCAGGACGGCUCCGGGCAGGCUGCCCUCGCUCAGCAAGCCCAGACGACCCCGCAGGCGCUUCUGGAGCAGCAGAUGCGGCUGAACCAGCUCCAACAGUUGCAGCAACUACAGAAUCAGAUUUUCCAGCAGCAGAUAGAGCUUUUGAGCGGACAGAGCUCCUUCUCAGGACUAUCCACACCGGUAGACCAGCAGAGGGAUCCACAACAGUACGGGCUGCCGACCCCAGCGUCAUCGACCGAGCUCCGCGCACAACAAAGCACUGACUUCGUCUCCCCCAUGAUCCUGCACUCCAGCGCGUCAGCGAUGGGCGGCAUGCAGCAGCAGGGCCCGCAGGGGCUCCCGGACUACGUUACCCAGCACAUCAUCCCGCCAACGCCGCACUCUGCACCCGCGAACCUCGUUUUUCAGACGAACAACCCGUACCCACUCCCCUCACCCGCAGAGCUCGACUUCGGCGACAUCUCUCCACUCACCAGUCCCUGGCUCGGCGCCUACACCAAUGCCUCGCCCAGUACCCGCGGCCCCUCCGCACCUCCCACACGCAAGCGCGUGAACGGCUCGUCCAGCGGCGAGGAAUCCGCCGCGACGUCCACCGCGCGCCCGCCCCGCAAGCGGCAGUCACCCACCGUGCGCACGGACCUCAAGACGCCGGCGCAAGCUGGUGGCGCGUCGAGGAAAGGAAGCCUUCGCGGGUCGCGCUCCGCGAACUCGACACCGCUCUUCCCCGCCGUCGCGCGCCCCGCACGCAACGGUGGCGGUGGAGCGCCCAACCCCGGACAGAUUCCCGCGGACACGCCCUCGCCGAUAGAAAUACAUAUGCCGCCGCCCGCGCACCCACCUCCAGCAGCGCCUACGGGCCUCCUGGGUCCCUCGACGUCUGCGGACUCCGGAACGUCGCCGACGUCGUCCGGGAUGAGCACGCCAACGUCGGCAUUGGCGCCACCCGGGCAUAUUGCGCCUGUGACCCCUGCCAGUAUCAUGAACCUCGGCAGACUAGGCAUCAAUACGUCUACGUCCUCGUCGCAUGCAAGCUCGUCGAGGCCCAAGGAAGGCAAGGGUAAAUCCUCCGAGAAGCGCGGUGCCGCCGCCCAGCCCGCGACAGUUCCCAAGAUGGCAAAUUCGUCCACCUCGAUCAUCAGCCCGAGCUUGAAGCCAAUACGGCCAGCGGGAAAUAUGGCACUAAAUCCGCCGUCGUCGACCUCUUUCGCCCAGCCCGUGAUGCAAGUCCGCAAGUCCUCACAUAAAGCAGCCGAGCAAAAACGGCGCGACUCCCUCAAGACGUCGUUCGAUGACCUGCGUGGGCUGCUUCCGCCGAUCCCAUUGCCCUCAGAAGAGGGGUACCCCGACGAGCCCAUCCUCCCCGGGGCAAUGCCACCGCGGGGCCCGCCGAAGGGAAAUGUCGAGGGUCCGAACAGAGGCGUGAGCAAGCUGCAGUUGCUGCGGUGCGGGAACGAGUACCUCAAGCUGCUCAAGGGCCGUAUCGAGCGGCGGGACGAUGAGAUCUACCUGCUCCGCCAGGAGGUCGCGCGUCUGCGCCUCGCGGCUCCCGCAGACGUAGCCGGGGAGAGUUUGGACCUCGAGAAGGACCUGGAUGCCGUCGAGAGCUCUGGUGCUGGGUUGUUCGUGCGCGCGGGGGUGUCGCCUGACGCGGACGAGGCGGACGAGGAGUAG
Messenger RNA from Sparassis crispa, 1821 nucleotides. RefSeq lists its product as hypothetical. The coding region runs from base 1 to 1821 and encodes 606 amino acids. Gene Ontology annotation, molecular function: DNA-binding transcription factor activity; protein dimerization activity. Gene Ontology annotation, cellular component: RNA polymerase II transcription regulator complex. The record is from RefSeq and is a predicted model, not a curated record. Lineage: Eukaryota; Fungi; Basidiomycota; Agaricomycetes; Polyporales; Sparassidaceae. The transcript is spliced from 4 exons. Gene Ontology annotation, biological process: positive regulation of transcription by RNA polymerase II.